This is a messenger RNA of Dreissena polymorpha, 3665 nucleotides long. RefSeq lists its product as uncharacterized. Gene Ontology annotation, biological process: DNA integration; DNA recombination. Lineage: Eukaryota; Metazoa; Mollusca; Bivalvia; Myida; Dreissenidae. The record is from RefSeq and is a predicted model, not a curated record. The coding region runs from base 272 to 1399 and encodes 375 amino acids. Gene Ontology annotation, molecular function: DNA binding. The transcript is spliced from 2 exons.
GGGUUAUUGUAUUAAACAAUAAAACCCAGUUUAUUUUAGCAGAAAUGUGGACCCUUCAAGGGAGAGUAUCUUGGGCAUACUAUAUGUUGAUGAACUAGAGUUCUCUUUCCUGAUUAAAAAGAGUUAAUGCCCAUUCUAUAAAUAGUUCUGAGAUCACUUCCUUCCUGGCAUUGGAUUCCAAGGCUUCAACCUACAGAAAAAACUGAAAUUUUUUAAAAAUCUACAUUCAUCUGCAGAGAUAUAAUUAGUUAUAUUACAAAAACAUCUCAAAAUGUCUGGAAGAGGAAAACCUGCUGGAAGAAAAAGAAAAGCUCAGACAAACCUGACAGAAAAUGAGGAAAAAAGGCAAAGAGAUGAAGCUCCAUCUGACCAUGAUGUGCCAGAAUUUAUCCAACUGCUGGCUUCUGACAAAUCAGAAAAUACCAACAAAAGAGAUGCAAAGAUUUUGGACCCUGGUACCAAACGCACAUCAAAGCCCAUCUAUAAUGGAACCCCAACUAUGGAAAAUAUUCAACAAAGAGCUGUUAGUUUGAUAACAACCAGUGUGUCUGACAGCACAAGAACAGCAUAUAAUCUUGCCAUUAAUCAUUUUAAUACUUUCAGGCUUACUUAUAACCUACCGGAUACAUGGCCGAUACCACUGAACCAAUUUAUUAUGUACAUUUCAUACUGCUUUGAAAAGAAUUAUGCACCAUCAACAAUCAAAUUGUAUAUGUCAGGUAUUAGCUUUGUGCAUAAAAUCAGGGGAUUCUAUAAUCCAUUUAGCAAUUUUGUAGUCAGUAAGAUGUUGGAGGGUUGCAAACGUUUAAGGCAGCAGCAAGAUCUCAGAGUGCCUAUAUCUCUGGGCAUGUUGAACAGAUUAGUUUCAGUUCUUCCCAAUGUAUGUUUUUCAAAAUUUGAAACAAAACUAUUUACAGCAGUAUUUUAUUUGGCCUACUUUGGUUUGUUUAGGAUAAGUGAAUUAGUUGUUUGCUCAAAUAACACAAAGGACAGAGCACUUUGUAAACAAGACAUCACUUUUGAAGGGUUAAACAAUGCAAUAAUAAUUCGAGUUAGGAUGAGUAAAACUAACCAAACAGGUCGACCUGUGUUUGUGCGUAUUCCUAGCAAUCAGGAAACAAGCAUAUGCAUUAAUGCUGUAAAAGAAUACGUAGCUAUAGCCCCUGCCAGAUCUGAGCAAUUUUUCUGUCAUGCCAACAAUACACCAAUGACAAGAUAUCAGUUCUCAGCUGUGUUGUCGAAAGCCUGUGCACAGGCUGGUAUUUCUUCAAAAGUAUUAUCACAUAGCUUUAGGAUUGGUAGAGCAACCGACCUUGCUCUUCAAGGUUACUCUGAUGAAACAAUAAAACGUAUGGGUCGUUGGUCGUCGAACUGUUAUUCAGGCUAUAUAAGAAUGUAGGAGUAAAACUUAUGAAAACUCAAGAUAGCUUGCGAUUGCGCCUGUAAUUAUAACAACUCUUUCUUUGGGUUUAUUUUACAGCAGUUUGGCUGGUAGGGGAUUCACAUAUUCGAUGGGCAGGGGAACGCUUCCAUUCAAGACACAGGGACACGUUUAAAAAUUUCACCAUUUCCUGGGAUGGUCAGAGUGGUUUGAGAGUUGAAGAUUUGCAUCCAGUAAUCCAACUUGGUAUGAUUAAAGGCCGAACUCCUGAAAUUAUUUUCCUUCAUUUUGGGGGAAAUAACAUCACAAGUACAAAUCAAUGUAAAACUAUAAGAAUAAUUAAAUCUGAGUUGCAGUAUCUUUUCGAUAUAUUUCCUAACUCAUUGAUUGUUUGGGUAUUCAUUCUUCCCAGAUUAUCUUGGACUAGGGAAGUGGUUGACAAUUCUUAUCAAAAGAAAAUGAAUUCCAAACGUCAAAAAAUCAAUCGCACAAUUUCAAAUUAUGUGUUAUCUUUUGCUAGGGGUAGGGCAAUUUUGAUAGAAUCAAUUGAUUUGAGUACCCCAGGAAUGUUCCAUGUUGAUAAAGUCCAUUUGUCAGAUGUUGGCAAUGAACUAUUCAUCUUCAGUAUAGGUGAAGCAAUCGCAAACUUUCUUGGCAGCGACAUUAAGUUUAUUAAAUGCUAAGGCCUAUAAUUUUGGGGGACAAAUUGUUACCAAUUUGCAGUGGCGGAAAAUUCUAGGCCGCUCAUGAUGGGAUGGUGUCACUGUCAACAAUUAUACAUUAUUUCACAAGUUAACAAUAUUUUAUAUAGGUAUGGGUGGUUCUCCUCUCCUUAAUAUGGCUCCUUUUGGAGAUAAUCAGUUUUGGAGGGAAGCCAUCCUAUAUUUGGCACAUUUCACAAAAUUUCAUUUCAAAAUGUUCAUUUUUAAGUUUGCAUUUAGAUGCUUUGGGUCUGCUCGGACAAAGGCGACCCGAAGCGGAUUUAUGGAGAUAAGUAUAUACAUGGAGUAUAUACGAGGAGUAUUAUACACAGUAUAUAUGGAGCUAUAUAUAUACUCAGGAGUAUAAUACAUGGAGAUUGGACAGUAUAUAUGGAGAUAUAUAUAUACUGAGGAGUAUUGAUAUUUUCAAUGGAGGUUGGAUAUAGUAUAUAUGGAGCUAUAUAUAUACUAGAUUAUGCGUGGUACAUAUGUAAAAUAAUAAUAAUAAUAAAUUGUAAUUACUUUAAGCAAGCGUGACACCAUCCUGUCAUUGAUGCCUAGAUUUUUUUCAAAAAUUCCAUGUGGCAACUCUUGAAAACCAGUGGAAUUCUAACUAUCUUUUACUGCGGUCAAUAAACUGCCAAAAUAUUACACUAAAUUACCAAUACAUGUUAUUUAACAGUAUUCAUACAAACAUGAAUAAAAUGACUGUGUACUUUUAAUUUUGUUUUGUGUUCUUUCUUACUAUGCAUUUAUGUCUUAAAAUAAUGUGGGUUAUUGUAUUACCGGUAAACAAUAAAACCCAGUUUAUUUUAGCAGAAAUGUGGACCCUUCAAGGGAGAGUAUCUUGGGCAUACUAUAUGUUGAUGAACUAGAGUUCUCUUUCCUGAUUAAAAAGAGUUAAUGCCCAUUCUAUAAAUAGUUCUGAGAUCACUUCCUUCCUGGCAUUGGAUUCCAAGGCUUCAACCUACAGAAAAAACUGAAAUUUUUUAAAAACCCACCCGCCACACCCAUUCAUGAUAUUGUUGAAUUUCAUACUUAUUCCAGAAAAAAUAUUGUUUUGUUGGAUGCUUUGUAUGAAUCCUACUUUCUCUGCGCUUGAGAUUUAUGUUUCAGAAAACAUGCCAUGGCUCCAUGCACAGGCAACAGUUCCAGAUGGUCACCAAAAACAUCAAAAAACCUAGACGCUGCUGAGAUGCAAGUGUUGCUCAAACCUCUGCAGCAGACCUGGUGACGAUUGGAUCUGAACACUGAUUUCACUGUUGCAAAGACUCCAUCACUACCAAAAUUUCUUUGGAGAACUGUCUGUGUUUUAUGGAGAUCAUGUGUUUGCUAAUAUCAAAUGCUAAAGAUGAAUGUGGAAACUGUGUUUGCUUCUAUUACUUUAAGCAAGCGUGACACCAUCCUGUCAUUGAUGCCUAGAUUUUUUUCAAAAAUUCCAUGUGGCAACUCUUGAAAACCAGUGGAAUUCUAACUAUCUUUUACUGCGGUCAAUAAACUGCCAAAAUAUUACACUAAAUUACCAAUACAUGUUAUUUAACAGUAUUCAUACAAACAUGAAUAAAAUGACUGUGUACUUUUAA